CAAAUUGUCUUCCAACAUCCCAGUUCGCCAUGUGUCAUAGGAAAAUCCAAUCACGAAACCCAAAAUCCCAUUUCAACCCUCACUUCCUCCCUCACCCUCAGUUUGCAACUCCAAAUUUGUUCCCUUCCAGACCAAACCCACGUAACUAUGGCUUCCUUAGCAACAUUAGCCGCCGUUCAACCCGUCACCGUAAAGGGUCUUGGUGGAAGCUCCCUUGCCGGAGCCAAGCUCCCUCUCAGACCAUCUCGCCAGACCUUCAGACCCAAAAACUUCAAGGCUGGUGCUGUGGUUGCUAAGUAUGGUGACAAAAGCGUUUACUUUGAUUUGGAGGAUUUGGGCAACACCACUGGACAGUGGGAUUUGUAUGGAUCUGAUGCUCCUUCACCAUACAAUUCUCUUCAGAGCAAAUUCUUUGAGACCUUUGCUGCUCCGUUCACCAAGAGAGGAUUGUUGCUCAAGUUCUUGCUACUAGGUGGUGGUGCUACUUUAGCUUAUUUCAGUGCUACUGCCCCAGAUGAUGUUCUUCCCAUUAAGAAAGGACCUCAACUUCCACCGAAACUUGGGCCACGUGGCAAGAUCUAAUCCGCUUUUGAAUCUUUCUCGUUUUCUGGGGUUUUUGUUGUAUGUAAAUCUUCUCUCUUAACUCUCCUUCCCAGUAUGUUUCAAAUAUACCGUAUAGGAGUGUUAUUUGAGCAAUUGUUAUUAUGUGAUGAAUGUACUUUUACAAAGUGGUCUUGCCAGUUUCUUUGAAAGACUGAUAAAGAUAUGGGUUAAAAAGA
This is a messenger RNA of Cucumis sativus (cucumber), 779 nucleotides long. RefSeq names its product photosystem I reaction center subunit VI, chloroplastic. Gene Ontology annotation, cellular component: photosystem I; photosystem I reaction center; chloroplast thylakoid membrane. Gene Ontology annotation, biological process: photosynthesis. NCBI's taxonomy places the organism in Eukaryota, Viridiplantae, Streptophyta, Magnoliopsida, Cucurbitales, Cucurbitaceae. The transcript has 3 exons. The record is from RefSeq and is a predicted model, not a curated record. Bases 148 to 582 code for a protein of 144 amino acids.